Molecule: messenger RNA, 675 nt
Organism: Trypanosoma cruzi
Lineage: Eukaryota; Euglenozoa; Kinetoplastea; Trypanosomatida; Trypanosomatidae
Exons: 1
Coding region: 1-675 (224 amino acids)
Source: RefSeq, a predicted model, not a curated record
AUGGCUGCUAAGUUUGAUCUGACAAAAGGUACUCUGAACUUUGCCACACAUGAUUCUCACUACCAACAGCAGAUUUCUGCACCAGAGCAGGGUCCAACCGCAGCGGGCAGGAAUUGGCCACGUGUUUUCUUGACACUAUCGUGCAUUUCAAUGGGGCUGGUGAUUGCUAGUUCCAUAAUUAGUCUUAUGACACUUACCGUUGGCAUUUCAGCAAUUUUUUUGAAUAUAUAUCUUGUAGUAUUGUGCUUCUUCACCCUUACUGCGGAGCUUCGCCAAAUAAAUUGCCUGCGAGGACUCAUAUAUAAUUGGAUAAAGUACCUGUACUUUCUGACCACGUACACUGGCCGGUCUUUUUUUUACAUAUUUUUGGGAACCCUCGCGUUUGGAGGCGGUAUCCUGAACUAUGUGGCGGCAGGCGUGGCGGUUGCUCUUGGUGUCAUCAUGCUUUUUGUGAAUCUUUUUGUUGAUUUGCCAAAGUACGUGGACCCAGAGGUGGUUCGCGAGGAGGAAGCUGCGCGACGGGAGGCUAUGGGGGGUAUGGAUCAGGUUAUUUUUUUCCCAGUAUCCAGACCAGGUGCCAAAGAUAACAUUAGCAACGCUGCUGUGGCUUUCUCUUCUGCUGCCAAUUCGGGCUAUAAGCCACCGGGCAUUAACGAAGGCCCUAACGCACUUUAG